Molecule: messenger RNA, 910 nt
Organism: Tripterygium wilfordii
Lineage: Eukaryota; Viridiplantae; Streptophyta; Magnoliopsida; Celastrales; Celastraceae
Product: respirasome Complex Assembly Factor 1-like
Exons: 4
Coding region: 328-714 (128 amino acids)
Biological process (GO): mitochondrial respirasome assembly
Source: RefSeq, a predicted model, not a curated record
UUAUAACACUGAAAACAUCACGUGCACAUCGACGACGAAGCAGGAAUCUGAGAAAAAAACAAAGAAAAAACACAGAGACUGAGAGGCGAGAGCUUAAUCCCCAGAUCUACAGCGAAUUAUUCCAAAUUUUUUUUAUGCUUCCGUCAAUCCGUUGAAUCCCAUCGAAAACCCUAACCGUCUUUUAGUCCUAUUUGUCUUUCUGAAGUCGCCGCUGCUCCUUAACCGGAUUGCAGGCCAAACAGAAAAUCAGAGCACGAUCGGAGAUUUGCAGUACUCGUUGAAGGUGUCGAUUUCGUUUUAAUUAAUUAAUUUUUUAUCUUUAAAAUAAUGAAAGAAGGGAAGUCGGCCAAAGUGAAUUAUCAGCAACAGCACCACCACAAUGGCCACUUGUCUCCGUUCAAGUUCGCCAAAUUGUUUGAUGCGGAGGCGUCGUGGGAUAAGGAUCAAUUGGGAGAUGUUUUGCAUUGGAUUCGGCAAGUGGUGGCCCUACUUUGCGGUUUGCUUUGGGGUGCCAUACCUUUGAUCGGUGGUAUAUGGAUUGUUGUCUUUUUAGUGAUCUCCACUGGCAUUGUUUACGGUUAUUAUGCAAUGAUUUUGAAAAUUGACGAAGAAGAUUUUGGCGGCCAUGGAAUGCUUCUCCAAGAGGGGCUUUUUGCGUCUUUUACUCUCUUUCUGUUGGCGUGGAUUCUAGUAUACAGUUUGGCUCACUUCUAAUUGGAGGGGUGGACGAAGUACUUGACCUUGAUAUCUUUGAAUGAUGUUAGAAUGAUUUGAUUUAAUGGGAUUACUCAAAUUCAUGCUCGCAAUUGUUUGUUUUCUUCAUUUUGAUUGUGCAAUACGUCGAAUUUGCAGAGCAUGAACAUGCUAGGCAUUGGGUGCUUACUCGUAAGUCGUUAAGCAAAGUUUCUGA